This is a messenger RNA of Falco peregrinus (peregrine falcon), 2070 nucleotides long. It is a transcript of the gene R3HCC1, whose product is annotated as R3H domain and coiled-coil containing 1. NCBI's taxonomy places the organism in Eukaryota, Metazoa, Chordata, Aves, Falconiformes, Falconidae. The record is from RefSeq and is a predicted model, not a curated record. Bases 53 to 1996 code for a protein of 647 amino acids. Gene Ontology annotation, molecular function: nucleic acid binding. The transcript has 8 exons.
GCUCGCCCGGGCCUGGCGGCUCCUGCCCGCUGCCACCCUGGCGCUGCGCUCCAUGGACGGCGUCUUCCUCUCGCCCAACGAGGAUGAGUUCGUGGGCAGGAUCACGGAGGAGCUGGAGCACUUCAUGCUGCAGGGGCAGCACCACAGAGUGCUGCUGUUCCCCCCCCUCUCCAGUCGCCUCAGGUACCUGAUCCACCGGACCGUGGACAACGUGGAUUUGUUGAGCAGCUUUUCUGUGGGAGAGGGAUGGAGGAGGAGGACUGUCAUCUGUCACUCGGCCGUAAGGCUGCCCAGCGAGACGAGUGACCAAAAACCCAGCGGCAACCCACCGCGCCCGCACCGACCUGCGCAGCCGUGGGGCCGGGGGGGCCGAGGCGGCAGGCUGCGACACGGCGGGGAGAUGCACGGAGACAACUCUCGAGCCUGCGUGGGGUCCGGCAGGAUAAAAAGGCCGCCCAGGAAGAAGCCGGAUAAAGCCCUGUACGUCCCGAAAGCGAUGCGCAAGAAGGCGGAAUGGGGGGAGCAGGAGGGGCCGGUGGCAGCCGGCACCGAGUCACCGGGGGAUGUGGCGCCAGAAGAGAUUUACCCUAAAGCUUUGGUCAGGGGCACCCAGGAGGAGCUGGGCGAGUCUGAAGGCAGCCCAGGUGGUGUCUCCUUGGCCCUUGGCAAGCGACAGGAGCCUGGCGAAGAGUGUGUGUCGGGAAAAAGUAACGAUCACACCAACAACGAACGUCCUCCGUGUUGUACGGCUGUUCCGUCGCUGGAGAACAGCAACGUUUUCUCUGGGCAGGAAAGUCAGGAUAAAGACUGUUCGGAUUCCCUGUCUUCCGUCCACAAUGAAAACCCAGCUGAAGCAGAAGAGCAAGGUCUGAGCUGUGACAACGCUGUUGGACCAGAAGGGAGCAAAAUCCUGUGCCAAGCGCAAGCUGAAGCCCCAAAGAGCCGGGAUGCCGGUGUGUUGGAGUGCGACGAGAGCUCCUCCCUGUCGGAAAGCCCGAGCAGAAACUGCUGCACGGACCCAGCGUGGCUGGUGCUGGAAAACCGAGAUAAGAGCUGUGCUGCUGCCAGGAGCCCGGAGAGCGGUGGAAACAUGUCACCCCCUGAAGAACAGGGCAAGGACUUUGGGGCUGCCAGCGCGGUGGAGGGAGGGGAGAGUCUUUCCCGACUGGAAAGCCAAGAUCAGGAGCAUCCCGGUGUGGCGCAGGUGGAGCAGCCCCAAUGCCAGAACCCCUCAGAAGCCUCGAACGAGCCUCUGGUUGCACCUGAGCCGGUGUGUGGUGCUGAGCCACCAGCUCCUGAGGAGCAGGAUGAGCGCCGGGUGGCUGCUGCUGUGCAGAACCACAGCGGGAAGGCACCGGUGGCGGAUGAGGAGGACAAGGAGCGUUCAGGCUUGGCUGAUGCGCUGUGGCAUGAGCUGCAUUUGUCUGCAGGUGGUAGAGAGGAGAGCGCAGCCGUCGGCGGGCAGGGCAGCCUCGAGGACGACUGUACCGCAGAGCUCUUUGCAGAGAUUGUGGGUAAUUUAACCGUGAAGGACAUAAGCAUCGAGAAGAUCAGCUUUGAUUAUUCCAGCUACGGAGAUGCGCAGCUCAGCGAGGGGGAUUUUGGCCACGUGACAGAAAUCUACGACUUCUCUCCGUCACUGAAAACGGAGCACCUGCUGGAGGUGUUCUCGGACUUCCAUGAGAGUGGUUUCAAAAUCCAGUGGGUCGACGAUACGCACGCCCUGGGAAUCUUCUCGAGCCUGUCUGCAGCAUCUCAAGCCUUGGGGCGGCGUUAUCCUUCUUUAAAGAUCCGACCUUUGAUCCACGCAACAAAGCAGUCGAAAAUCAAGGCACUUCAGCGACCAAAGCUCCUUCACCUUGCAAAAGAGAGACCCCAGACUGACACUGCCGUGGCGAAGAGGCUGGUGACCCGGGCUCUGGGUUUGAAGAACAAGCAGCAGGACGUCUCGGGCACCGAAAUGCUCCUGCCAGAAGGCUUGGACCAGGAGGAAUAAACAGUUUCGGCUAAAAAAAAAAGAUGUAUAGAUGAGCAUGGCUGUGACAUAUUAAACUGCAUGCAGAAAAGUGA